Messenger RNA from Guyanagaster necrorhizus, 309 nucleotides. RefSeq lists its product as uncharacterized. The coding region runs from base 1 to 309 and encodes 102 amino acids. Lineage: Eukaryota; Fungi; Basidiomycota; Agaricomycetes; Agaricales; Physalacriaceae. The record is from RefSeq and is a predicted model, not a curated record. The transcript has 3 exons.
AUGGUGGACCGUUUUUUCAAUAUCGCAAAGGUGAAUUUUCGAUUCUCUCGCAGCAUGAAAAUGACAGCAAGAGACACGGAGCGUCAGUUGCUCGAAUUGAAAACUGCAUCAGUACAUUCAUCUGUUACUCGUAUCCUUAUCGGCAUGGGCAUGAUGCCGUUGACUAAGAAUGAUAUGAAAGCCUUGGCUCCACUCUCAGAUGAGAAUGACCCCGGCACAUUCAAAUACGAGCCUCUCCCAGACGACGACGUCCGAACCUACGUACAGAUUGGUGGCUCGCAGUGUCCGCUUACUUCCUAUGUCAAGUGA